Molecule: messenger RNA, 3352 nt
Organism: Sinocyclocheilus rhinocerous
Lineage: Eukaryota; Metazoa; Chordata; Actinopteri; Cypriniformes; Cyprinidae
Product: CXXC-type zinc finger protein 5-like
Exons: 5
Coding region: 860-1708 (282 amino acids)
Cellular component (GO): nucleus
Molecular function (GO): methyl-CpG binding; zinc ion binding
Source: RefSeq, a predicted model, not a curated record
UGCGAUUUAUCGUGCAGCCCUAAUUUUAAUGAUCUAUCAUGUGGCUUCAUUUGGAGAUGAUCUGUGUUCUGUCACAUAGCAGGGACGUCUCGUCGAGCUCCAGUGAUAUACCAGCUCAAUACUACAGGAACGUCCUCCAGGGUGAACUCAGGGUAUGAUGCAACUCAGGAUUCAAAGUUGUGGAGGACUUUAACACGCAACCCCCCUCAAACCCGCAGCCAGCAGCGGCGCACUGAUCGAUCCGCAUUGAUCGCCCCUGACGAGCUGUUCCACUUUCCAGCCAAUGCACGCGCGCCCGUCUGCGAUUGGGAAGGAGCCCGAAACGGAGGAAAAUUUCUGCCGCCCUGGCGGUGUCACUUCCCCACACUUCAGCUGGCCGCCUGCCAGACACACAGGACGCUCACAAGAGGUGGAGUGGACUCGAAGCGACGAGGAGCGACUGGACGGACGGACAAAUGGACCCACAGCAAAAUGGCUCUUCGGUCACAGAGAAAGUCAUCAACACAGAAACACGACGAUUAUGGAUGUGGAGGUGGGAUAGAGAGACGCGAGAGGCUGGAGGAGCGCACGCGCUCGCUCUCGGACAAAGUGCGUUCUGCGUGUAUCUGCCGGUGUUUGGGCUUUGUUGAAGGGAACAGCGAGGGUAAUUCAGUCUGGGAUUCUCAGGCCUUAGUGAACGGAUCCGUGAGAUGUUCUUGAGGCUCGACUAGUGUGGACCGCCGCUCCAGUGGUCUGAUUCUCCAGCUGUGCAUGCGUCAAUCUCGUCUUGGCUUCAGUCUUUGUAGGAACAUUGCAACUCGAUCCCCUGUUCAUCCUAAGCUCCCUCAUCUCCCUCUCCCUCCCCCUCACGUCGUGGCCCAUGGAGGGAAGUCGAGCCGUAGAGGAUGAGGAGGCGCAGGACAGCUGCUGCGGGGAUGAAGACCCAUCCCCGGUGGUGGAACGGAGAAACCGCAGCGGCAUCAUCAGCGCUCCGCUCAGCAAAAGCCUGAAGCGUUCACGAGCUCUCUCGCAGUACAUCGCAACCUGCUCGGCCGCUGCUGUGGCCAGUGUCGCGAACGCUAACAGACUCGCCCAGAGCUCAGUGGUGGCGGCAGGUGUCAAAGCUCACCCUACCGCUAGCCAGCACAGGUCACAAGUUGGGUACGCCAAACUGGACCGGGGUGCAUUGAUGUCUGGCCUUCUGGACUCUCCGAGCGGCCUGCAUCUCGCCCAGGCCGCCGAGCUCCUGCGACGGGCGGGGAUGCUGCUUCCCGUCAGUGACCCGUCCAAUGUCAGUGUUGGUGGGGACAUGGAGACGGUCUCUGCUUCUGAUUCGCUGGGCAGUGUGAUGGACUUCCCGUUGCUUGGCAAUGGCGGAGUGGGAGGGAGUUUUCCUUAUCACCCGGGGCUGUUCAUAAUGACGCCAGCGGGAGUUUUCCUCGCCGACGGGGCGCUCUCGCAUGUGACAAGUGCGUCAGAACACCAGCAGACGCAGAGUGAGAUUUCUUCAGCCAUCAGUGCCAAUGGGAAGAAAAAGCGGAAGCGAUGCGGCCUGUGUCCACCUUGCCGGCGCAGGAUUAACUGCGAACAGUGCAGCAGCUGCCGCAACCGCAAAACCGGCCAUCAGAUCUGCAAGUUCCGCAAGUGCGAAGAGCUCAAAAAGAAACCUGCUGGCGGGCUGGAGAAGGUGAUGCUGCCAACCGGAGCUCCUUUCCGAUGGUUUCCGUAGGGCAGCUGGACCCUCCCCCCAUGACUUCCAUCCCAUAAUGAAGGACUCCCGAUGGACGGUGACGCCACUCCCACUCGGAAAGCUGUGGGGCUUGUAAACACUGGGUGCAAACAAACAACUAAAACAAACGAAGAACAGAAUGAAAGCACUAUUUGAGAAUGAACAUGUCCUGAACCAAAAAUAAACAGUGAAUGGCAGAAUGUCAUUCCGUUUUUCUUUUUUCCUGUGUUCCAUUUCGGAACCAUCUGAGUUCUACUCCGGAUUCUUGCCCUUUAUUGGAUGCUCUGGAACUAUUUGCCGCCAAAUGGAAAACGGACAAUCAUUUUUAUUUGUGUGUUUAGUGGUUUUGUUUGUCCAUGUGUGGAGAAAUGCCGUAAUUUCGUUUAGAGAAUGUAAUCCCAAGGCUCUGUUUUAAAGCUUGUGAUAAUUAAGGAGCACUAUUGUAAUUUAGCACAGUGGUUCUUACUGACUGCCUCAAUGUUACGAUUUUUUUUGUUUGUUUGUUUUUUAAUUUGUCAUUCACUUUUCAAGUUGCUCAAUAUUUGAUACGAAGACGACCGUAAAAAACGCUCCAAUGUAGCAUCCCUUACUUCAAACAUGCUUGAAAGGUCCUUUUGGGUUUGUCGUUCUGGUUGUUUGUUUUUAAAUGCUGUAGGCCUGCUGGGAUUGGAGGGAAGGUGAAGCUGAUGGAACUACACUAUGUAGACCAGAUGAUGGUGUAUUUGUGUACCAGCUAUGCGUAGGACUUGCCUCCUUUUUCUUGUAGCCUUAUGGGAUUGGUCAAAUGGAAGACAUGGUCCUUAGCAGACCUGGGCCUCCAAAAUUCAGGAAAUUAUUGAUGUGUUAUGAUAAUAUUUCUAUGAUUAUGAUGAAUUUUAUUGCUGAAUUACCCCAAGACCUGAGUUCCAGUACUCCUUUAAGUCCUUUUCACAUGGUUUACGCCAUUGAACAACUAGUGUGAAGUGGCAAGCUUCAAUCUAUGAAACUCAAAGUUUCAACUUUAACCCCUUUUGUUGUUUAGAUUUCAUAAUAUAGACAAGGAUUACCAGACAAUUCACUAUUGCGACACAUUGAGUUGUACGACACAACUUCUAUCUAAAGCAUUUUGAGAAAAGUUUCAAGAACUCUUGUUUGACAAGCGAUUUUCUUUCUGUUUUAAGCUCACACACGUGAGCUCUUUCAUUUUCAUUGUGAAUGGUUCUCUGGUUUCUUUCUUCCCAGCAACCGUGUAAAAUCACCUUUCUGUAAUGGUAUCUUUUCAUGUAAGCGUCAAAGCAUAAGACGCUUGUGUUGAGACAUGGAUCGAAUCCUUGAUGCUAUUCAUGUGAAAGGGGCUUAAGGCCAUCCACAUGACACGGACACCAUGUUGGAUAACUGACUUUCUUUUAGCUGUAAUUGUCAUUUUAGUGGGGGUUUUUUGCUUCUUCAUUCUGAAAUCCUACUGAACAGGUUCGCCCCAGUUUAAAUACUGAUCUAGAUUGAGUGAAAUGCACAGUACCAAAAUUAUUUCAAGGCAAAGUCCAACAGCACGCCAUUUCCAUGCCGUAUGGGGCCAAAUUUAUCGGUCUGCGUAAAUGAAUGCAUGUAUUUGUGUCCAAAGCCAACCAUUCUGAGGUCUUGGCAGUCCUCAAUUUAAUAAACCAA